UAGUCAAUCCAUCCUGAAGAAACACUCCUUUUUUUUUUUUUUUGAUCAAGUUGAAUGGUGGUUAGGUCAAUAUUGAUAUUGCAUCUCUAGGGUUGAAUAGUUGAUCAAGUUGACUGGUUGUUAGGCAUUCAAUAUGGAUAUUGCAUUUCUAGGGUUGGUUGAAUUCAAUUCCCCAUUUCCUGAAAACACAGAUCUGAAAGAGAAGCAAGAGAGGGAGACAUACCCCAGAAAUGUAAGAUGAGUGGACCGUUGAACAAGAUCUGGACGGUGGUUCCGAACGAAAUCGAGAAGGAGAAACUGCAGCCGGGGAAUCACAUCUAUACAUUGACACGAGCUAAUACAAAAUACCAUGUUGAUUGGUUGUUAGGUAUUCAAUAUUGAUAUUGCAUCUCUAUGGUUGGUUGAAUUCAAUUUCCCAUAUCCUAAAACACAAAUUUGAAGAGCAGAGAUAGAGGGAGACAUAUCCAAAAUUAAGAUGAGUGGACUGUUGAAGUAGAACUGGAGGGUGCUUCCAAACGAAAUAAACAAGGAGAAACUGCAGCCUGUGGAUCAGAUCUACACAUUGACACGAGCCGAUACAAAAUACUAUGUUGAUCUUCUUCUUCUUUCUCCAUUUCUUUUGAAUGCAUGUCUGAUAUAAUUUUAUUUUGUGCUUAACGAACCAUUUUUUUUUUCCCCCCAUUAUGAAUGAGAAUCUGCGUGCUUCACCACCAUGGGAUUUACUUACUUUACCUGGUAUUUAUGAAUCCAGCGAUAUAUUUGGAUGACGAAAACGUGAUCCACUUUCCUCAAGGUCGACAAGGAUCAAGGUCAAAUGAUCAGAGUAAAUGUCCAAAAUGUGGUGACCGUGAUCAAUCAAGUUUUCAUGGUGUGGUCUCUUCCUGCAUAGAUUGUUUCCUUUCUUUUGGAGAUCAUCUGUAUCUCUUUGAAUAUGGUGUUAAUCCAGCUCUCUUCCUAUUCAAACUUGGAGGCCGUACGACGCUUGCUUCUAGCGAUCCAGCUGAAGUUGUGCAGAACCGUGCAUCUAAUUUCCUCCAAAUGAGUAACAAUGACUCUGGUGACUACUAUCGUUUCAUAAACAAUGGUGCAGACUUUGCGAUGUAUUGCAAAACAAGCUUUGUAGUGAUAGAUAACAUAAAUUUCAGCAGAAGAUGGCAAACAGCAUUUUUCUUUGCUGUUACUUUAAUCACUUUCUUUCUCUUUCUGCAGCAACUAACAACUGCUACUUUUACUGGUUUGGCAGUCAGGUGUUUUGGCUUAUACUGUCUUUGCAGAUAUGGUUCUGACAUCGCGGCACGUCCUAAUGUUAUUAAAGUAGAUCAAGUACAGACAUUGCCUGAUGUUGAUGAGAAAUUAUCUUCUGCUGCUUCGGGCUUCCGACCUAUUCAAUCCUUAAUUGACCUCUUUAUAGUAUUGCUGAUGGCUUAUUUCAAUUUUUGGUUGCUAAGAAGAGUAAUGUGGUCUGACACUCUUCAACUGCUGUCUGAAACUCCACCAGGGGUCUUGACUCUAGCAUGCAUCAUAUUUUUCUACUCUGCAGUAUUACAAAGAAGACUGCUUUCGAACAAGAUACAUAAGAAGCAACUGAAGCGUGGAGACCAUAUUUACACAUGGAGACGCAACUCCUGCAGUAUCUACGCUCACCAUGGCUAUGUUUGGUGAGGAGACAAAAGUAAAGGAAAAUAUGGAGCGAAAAAAAGGAGAAGGGAGAAAAUGCAUAGAUCCUAAGUAUGUUUGGCACGGAACUGAAGAAAAUCCUGUAUGAGAAGGUGGUACCUCUUGGUUAAAUGCUAUAUGUUAAAUACUUGCCAUAUGUCAUAGACAGUUCACCAUCCCAAACGUUUUUGCAGAGCUUUUCUUCCUUCAUGGCAUGGCUUUGCUUAACUUAGGGAAGUCGGACUCUAGAAAUUCCUUUUCACUGGGAACAACUCCUGGUUCAAUAGUUCUGCGGAAUCCAAUACCUGUAGAGCCUCACUUUCCUUCUUUAUGACCAUUGUGAACAAGAGUUUGAAGGUUGAAAAAAAAAAAAAAAACAAAAACAAAAAGAAAAAUAAAAUGCCAUAAUAAUUAAAAAAAUAAUAAUAAUAUUGUCACAAAAGAAUGUGAAUCACCAUGCGAGAUUUCAAACUCUCUCGCAUUAGAGAUAGAAAGUGAACCACCAUAGAUUUCAAAUCCAAAUCAUACGAGCAUGGAAGAAUGCAGAUAGAAUGCUUUUAUGGUAGUGGAGCCAUUAUGCAAGAUCUAGGGUCGUAUGCAUCCAGAUCUCAGGUGUUGUUCGUAUACUCUGCCCAACUAACUCCAAACACAAAUUGGGAUUGAUUUAAAACUGACGAAGGGCGAGUCCAUGAAUGGGUGUCUAUUUCAAAAGUUGGAGCUUUGUUAUCCAUAUUAUAGAGUUGCAGAGGAAGAAAGGGUUGCCAUUGAAGGGAAGGUCAAAGUUAUUCUUUGGAAUAAGAAAAUGAUUCGCAACAGCUUUACUUUUUCAAAAAGAAAAAACGAAAAAUCAAUUGAAAUUAUGAGCUGGCAAUGACAUGGCAAGUUUUUAAUAUAUUGCAUUAGACCAUUUAAAGGGGUCAUAGCUGAUCUGGUACCACUGUCUCAUACAAGUUUUUCGCCAUGAGGUGAGAAGGGAGUAGGACCGAUCAAAUUCAAGGGGAGUGGGGCCGAUCAAAUUCAAGUGAAAGAUGAGAAAGUAGAAAGCGGACCCUGUAAAAAUAAAAAAUAAAAAGAAGAAGAAGGUGGGCACCUGUGGUUGUUUUUUGCUUUUUCUGAGAAUUUUUCCUUUUAAAUAUUAUGAGUUUGUUUAUGUAUGUGUGUGUGUGUGUGUGUGUGUGUGUAUUUGAUUUGAUGAGAUAACUUUAUAGAAUUUUUGUAAUUUAUUUUAUAUAUUUAGUUAAUCCACCCUCAUAGAAUCCAUAA
Messenger RNA from Ziziphus jujuba (common jujube), 2919 nucleotides. RefSeq names its product protein LEAD-SENSITIVE 1-like. Bases 688 to 1662 code for a protein of 324 amino acids. The transcript has 4 exons. The record is from RefSeq and is a predicted model, not a curated record. Lineage: Eukaryota; Viridiplantae; Streptophyta; Magnoliopsida; Rosales; Rhamnaceae.